UGAUUGGUUUAUUGAAAGAAGAAGAAAUUAUGAAGAAAGAGUAGUGAAAUAGAAAUGGCAAAAGUGGAAACAAAAUUUGGUUUGUAAUAACCGAAACGGAAGCAAAGGUUGAAAAGACAAGAUUGAUUUGAGAGAACGUUCAGUUUGGCGCUUUCUACGCCCAAAGCAAUGCCACUCUUCAUCUUUGAAUCAUUCUCCACUCUCUCUCUCUUUCUCUCUCUAAAACCUAACUCUCAUUCAUUCCAACAAUGAAUUCUGAAUGUGUGUAAACGCGGUUUCUGUUCAGAUCGAUAUUCAUGGGGAUUUGCUUCAGCAUUGAAGAAAAACACGUUUCCCUCUCCGAUUCAAAACCAAAACCUAAUUCCACAGGUUCGGUUGGAAAUGAAUCCGCUGCACCAACAACUCUAUUAGGUGGUGGUACUGGUUCCAUGAAUAUCAAAGAACUUCGUGAAGGUGCUGGAUACAGCAACGUCCAUAUUUUCACCUACAACGAAUUGAGGCUUUCCACUAAGCAGUUUCGUCCCGAUUUCAUUCUUGGAGAAGGUGGAUUUGGUGUUGUGUAUAAAGGUGUCAUUGAUGAUAGUGUUAGAGCCGGUUAUAAAUCAACUGAAGUCGCUAUUAAGGAACUCAAUCGCGAAGGGUUUCAAGGCGAUAGGGAAUGGCUUGCCGAAGUUAACUAUUUGGGUCAAUUCAGUCACCCGAAUCUUGUGAAGCUCUUUGGGUACUGCUGUGAGGAUGAACACCGCUUGUUGGUCUAUGAGUACAUGGCUAGUGGGAGCUUGGAGAAACAUCUUUUCCGCAGAGCUGGCUCAACAUUGACUUGGUCAAAAAGAAUGAAGAUUGCUUUGCAUGCUGCAAGAGGGCUUGCUUUUCUUCAUGGUGCAGAAAGGCCCAUCAUAUAUCGUGACUUUAAGACUUCAAAUAUCUUGCUAGAUGCGGAUUUCAAUGCAAAGCUUUCAGACUUUGGCCUUGCGAAGGAUGGGCCGAUGGGGGACCAAACACACGUUUCAACACGAGUGAUGGGCACAUAUGGAUAUGCUGCUCCGGAGUAUGUCAUGACUGGGCAUUUGACUGCUCGAAGUGACGUGUAUGGUUUUGGGGUGGUGCUACUUGAAUUGCUUAUUGGUAGGAGAGCACUUGAUAAGAGCAGGCCCAGCCGAGAGCACAACUUGGUUGAGUGGGCACGACCGCUGUUGAAUCAUAACAAGAAACUUCUGAAAAUUCUAGACCCGAAAAUAGAAGGGCAAUACUCAAGUAAAACUGCAACAAAGGCGGCACAUUUAGCAUACCAAUGUCUUAGCCAAAACCCGAAAGGCAGACCUCUAAUGAGCCAGGUUGUUGAAAUCCUGGAAAACUUUCAAACAAAGGGGGAAAGUGAGGAAGAUCAAAUCGUUCAAAGUGGUGGUAGCAGUAUAACCCUUUAUGAGGUUCCAAAGGGCAGUAAUGAUACUCCAUCUUAGGGCUUAACCAAACUGCAAAUAACAAGGUAUAUAGGUGUGAGGCAAGCCCAUGACAAAGAAGAACGCGGCUCUUUCGAAUGACUAAAUUAUGUUCUUCACCUGAUUCUGGCGUUUCUUGAAGUUGAAGUUUUGUCUGCGUAGAUGGUAAUUAAAGCUUGUCCAAAAUGUUUAUAGGUGGAUCCCAAUGAUGUUUCCUCAUGUAGCUUAAGCAUUUUCACUUCAAUUAUUCUUCUUUUCAAUUUUGAAUCAUUAGGAUGAUGUUAAUUGGAAUGUUUCAUGUAGUUCUUUCUUAUUUAUUUCCUCUAUGCACACAUAAUGUUAAUUGUGUAAUUUUGAAUCAUUAGUAUAAUAUUGUUCAAUUAUUUUAA
Lathyrus oleraceus (garden pea) is the source of this 1828-nucleotide messenger RNA. Its product is annotated as probable serine/threonine-protein kinase PBL17. Gene Ontology annotation, biological process: protein phosphorylation. The coding region runs from base 297 to 1460 and encodes 387 amino acids. Gene Ontology annotation, molecular function: ATP binding; protein kinase activity. The record is from RefSeq and is a predicted model, not a curated record. NCBI's taxonomy places the organism in Eukaryota, Viridiplantae, Streptophyta, Magnoliopsida, Fabales, Fabaceae. The transcript has 6 exons.